UCCAAAGAUCACAGGAAAGUGAUGGAAAUUUAAUUUUAGGUAUUUUGUAAAAAAAACAUAAUGUAAAAUGACGAGUCGCAGAAAUCGUCAUGUCCCUGAACUGAAUGGAUUCGUGAAAUCGGGAUUUGAAGAAGUCAGGGAUGUUUUCAGGCAGCUCUUGGAAAAUGCCACAGAGCGAGCUGGUAGUUUUGCUGCGUAUUACCGUGGGGAGCUGGUUGUCAACCUGUGGGCAGGACACACGGACCAGGAGGCUCUCAGACCGUGGAAGGAAGACACACUCAGCUUUUUCUUCUCCACUACGAAAAGUGCAUCGGCCAUCGUUAUCGCUCACCUAGUAGACAGAGGUUUAAUCAAUUAUGAAGAUAAGGUAGCUCAACACUGGCCAGAGUUUGCUCAAAAUGGAAAGGAGGAGAUAACUCUAAAAAUGCUUCUCAGUCAUCAGGGUGGACUUGCAGCACUGGAUGAGGAUUAUUGCUUGUCCUGGCUCAGAGAUGACCCGGUCAGGUUAACCAAGCUGUUGACCAAUCAAAGACCAUUGUGGAAACCAGGUACUAAACAUGGUUACCAUCCAAUUACUGUCGGACUUUAUCUCGAUCAGAUUGUACGACGGGUUGACAAAAAACAUCGCAGUUUGUCUGAGUAUUUUAAAGAAGAGAUUGCUGAGCCUUUUGGUAUAGACUUCCACAUCGGCCUGCCAAAAAAGGACCAGUACCGCACGGCUCGUCUAAUGUGGGCCAAUGAGAGAAUGAGGGAAUACUACCGUAACACAGGAGAUAACUUCCGAGGUGAUCCCACCAUCUUUGGGCUCACUUUGAGGAACGUCAGAGACUGGAAACGAAUGAUGGUAAUGCACGACCCAGAUUUCAUGGAGCUGCCUUGCGCUUCCUCUCACGGACUAGGCACAGCUGAAUCCGUCGCCAAACUGCACGGUAUCCUUGGUAACGGAGGCACCAAGCUGGGCCAGAGGAUUCUGUCACAGCACGUGACGGAACUCCUGCAGACGCCGGUGUCGUGGGGGCUGGACGUGGUGUACGGACUGGAGGAUGUUUACAGCGUGGGAAUGAAUCUCCUCCCUGUCAUGGAGGACGAGCAGCUGUACUACAUGUUUGGGUUUGGCGGUAUUGGGGGUCAGUUCGGAGCGGCAGACACUAAGUACCGUGUCGGGUGGGCGUACGUGACCACGCACCUCGACCUCAAUGCCAGCAGACACCAGCAGCAGCCGAGGUGGGCAGGACUUGUCGAUGCCCUCUACCGUGGCAUUCACGCAAUCGAGAAUAUCAAGGUCACAAGAAAGGUGUACAGAUCAUUCUCAGAAUUCAAGAUGCCACCGCCAAGAAGCAAGCUAUGAAGAAAAUUAUUCAUAGUUUAUUUAAGAAUUUACCAUAGGUAUUUUUCUUUUGGUGCAAAAACAUAUUUCUAUGUAUUGCAAAAAUAAUUUAAAACAAUUAUAUGUACAUUGUUUCGGAGUUUGACUGUAUAUUUGGCUAUUUCUUGUUCCAACCAGUGCACCACAACUGGUAUAUCAAAGGCUGUGUCAUGUGCUAUCC
This is a messenger RNA of Gigantopelta aegis, 1547 nucleotides long. RefSeq lists its product as uncharacterized. Lineage: Eukaryota; Metazoa; Mollusca; Gastropoda; Neomphalida; Peltospiridae. The record is from RefSeq and is a predicted model, not a curated record. The coding region runs from base 68 to 1348 and encodes 426 amino acids. The transcript has 8 exons.